AUGCAGCAGGCAGUAGGCAGAAGACAGGAAGCUGUAGCAAAAACAGUCGUGGCGAAAAGUGCUGCUCCCGUCUGGACCACGCCCUCCACCUCGACGUCUAUCUCCAUCAGUGAGAACACAGCCACUGCUGUCUCCGUCUAUCAGCUCACGGCUACUGACGCGGAUGGCGACAGUAUCACCUACUCCAUAUCGACCGGUUCAGGUUUCAGUGUCAUCGGUGACGUAGUCUACACCAAUACGGCGUAUGAUUACGAAACAACGACGUCAUACGCGUUACAGUUCAGUGCGACUGAUGGCGUUACCCCUGUUACAAGUCCUACACUGACGGUGUCCAUCACCGACUACAACGAUAACACACCCACCUUUAGUCCCGCCAUCUAUUCUAAAACUAUCCCAGAGGGGUCCGCCUCCGCGACAUCUAUUGCGGCCCUGACUUGUACCGAUGCUGACAGUGGUACUAACGGAAACUGUGCACUCAGUAUACAGAGUGGGGACGAUGCCUCAGCCAAGUUUACUAUUUCCGGUACCACUCUACAAACAACAGGAACAGCCACCGACUACGAGUCGCUCUCCUCACAAAACUAUAUCUAUAGCCUCGUUGUGAUAGCUACGGACACAGCCACUGCUGGAUCAGAUCUAACCGGAACUGCGUAUGUUUACGUCACAAUAACGGGGACAAAUGACAACACUCCGGCGAUAUCGGGGACCACGCCCUCGUCAAUAUCGGUUGCUGAGAACAGUGCUGUAGGGACUACAGUAGCGACUAUACAGGCGUCAGACGCUGACGAUGGCGACGAUGGAGUGCUCACAUACAGCAUCAUAGGUGGUAACUCCGAGGCACGGUUCGGUGUGGGCACUACGACCGGAGAGAUAUAUCUAACACUGGCCCUCGACUAUGAGACGACCACAUCCUACUCUCUUACUGUACAGGCGACUGAUGGCGGUUCACCAUCAGAUAGUGCCACGUCUGUAGUCACAGUGACCGUCACUGACGUGAACGAUAACACUCCAGCCUGCCCCUCUUCUAGCUACACUUACAGUAUAGCGGAGACAAGCUCAUCCGGGACAGCGGUGACCACUCUAGCCUGCACCGAUGCCGAUGGAGACUCUGUGACGUACUCAAUAACGUCCGGUAACUCCGAUGGAUGCUUCUCUGUGACAGCUGCUGGCGCAUUGUCCACCGCUUGUACUUUGGACUAUGACACCGGUAGUCAGUCCUACACUCUCGCCAUCGAUGCCAGUGACGGGACAACAUCUACAUCCGUAACUGUUUACGUUAGUCUCACCGCCGAAAACGACAACACUCCCGCAUUCGCUUCAAAUCCUACCGUCAGUCUCGCGGAGAGUACAAGUAUUGGAACAGCUGUGACAACAUACACUGCAGCAGAUGAUGAUUUAUCUCCACAUGAUGUCGUGUCUUAUGGCAUUACAGCAGUUACAAACAGCGGGUCAACUCUGUUCGCUGUUGACUCCACCUCUGGAAGCAUAACGCUGACAAGUGCUUUGGACUAUGAGACAGCUACAAGUUACGUCAUUACUGUUGAAGCUGUGGAUGGUGGAGGAACGACGGCAACUGGUUCCGUGACAGUUUCAGUAACCGAUGUAAACGACAACUCUCCAAUAUUCUCUCCAUCAGCGUACACAGUAGAAAUAGCAGAGACAACAUCGGCUUCCGCAACGGUUGUGACUACAACAUGCGCCGACGCCGACGCUGCAGAUACUGUCACGUAUUCUAUUGCUAGUGGGAAUUCAGACAGUAAAUUUUCUGUCUCAGCAUCAGGGGAAAUACUUCUGGCAGCAACCAUUGAUUACGAUACGGAGACGACGUUUUAUACACUCACCGUGGAAGCCACAGAUACCAGUACCACGGCCACCGCUACUGUUAAGAUAACAGUCACUGGGACCAACGAAGGGACCCCCACUUUCGCCAGUAACCCGACAGUCUCCCUGGCCGAGAGCUCCAGUGUUAGUACCGCGGUGACGACGUAUGCAGCUACAGAUACGGACGCCUCACCUCAUGAUAUCUCUACAUACGCUAUCACAGCAGUAUCGAACUCGGGUAGUGCCUAUUUCACUAUUGAUGCGACUACUGGCAGCAUAACUUUGGCCAAAACACUGGAUUACGACACGACAACAGACUACACGAUCACAGUGACGGCUACUGAUGGCGGCGGACUCGUGACAACAGUGACGACACUGGCUUGUACAGAUGGUGAUACGGGAGCCACUUUGGCCUACACAAUUACCUCAGGGAAUGCAGAUUCCUGCUUUAGUCUAGCAAGUGCAUCUGGAAUAUUGACAACAGCAUGUACCCUAGAUUACGACACCGGAAGUCAGUCGUACAGUUUGGCUGUAGAAGUCAGUGACGGUAGUUUGUCCAGUACUGUUACCGUAGACGUCGUCCUCUCAGCCGAAAACGACAACAAUCCAUCAUUUGCCUCCAAUCCUACCGUCAGUCUCGCGGAGAGUACGAGUGUUGGAACAGCCGUGACAACAUAUACUGCUUCAGAUGAUGAUUUAUCACCUCAUGAUAUUGUAUCAUACGACAUAACGGCAGUAACCAACAGUGGUACCAGUGUAUUCUCUAUAGACUCGACCUCGGGUAGUAUUACGUUAUCCAGCUCUUUUGACUAUGAGACGACCACAAGCUACGUCAUCACAGUGGUGGCUACAGAUGGUGGAGGAACAGCGGCUACGGGUUCCGUCACGGUUUCGGUGACAGAUGUCAACGACAAUUCCCCAAUAUUCUCGCCAUCAGCAUAUACAGUGGAGAUAGCAGAGAGCACAUCAGCUUCAGCUACGAUCGUGACUACAACAUGCGCAGAUGCUGACGCAGCCGAUACUGUCACAUAUUCUAUCGCGAGUGGCAACACUGAUAGCAAAUUUGCGGUUUCUGCAUCAGGGGAGAUAACCCUGGCAGCAACCAUUGAUUACGAUACGGAGACGACGUUUUAUACACUCACCGUGGAAGCCACAGAUACCAGUACCACGGCCACGGCUACUGUUAAGAUCACUGUCACUGGGACAAACGAGGGGACCCCCACUUUCGCCAGUAACCCGACAGUCUCCCUGGCCGAGAGCUCCAGUGUUAGUACCGCGGUGACGACGUAUGCAGCCACAGAUACGGACGCCUCACCACAUGAUAUCUCUACAUACGCUAUUACAGCAGUUUCGAAUUCGGGUAGUGCCUUUUUCACUAUUGAUGCGACUACUGGGAGUAUAACCUUGGCUAAAACCCUUGAUUACGACACGACAACGAGCUACGAAAUCACGGUGACGGCUACUGACGGAGGCGGACUCGUGACUACAGUGACGACACUCGCUUGCACGGAUGGUGAUACGGGAGCCACUUUGGCCUAUACAAUUACCUCAGGGAAUGCAGAUUCCUGCUUUAGUCUAGCAAGUGCAUCUGGAAUAUUGACAACAGCAUGUACACUGGAUUACGACACCGGAAGUCAAUCGUACAGUCUGGCUGUAGAAGUCAGUGACGGAAGCCUGUCUAGCACAGUAACUGUAGACGUCGUCCUCUCAGCCGAAAACGACAACAAUCCAUCAUUUGCCUCCAAUCCUACCGUCAGUCUCGCGGAAAGUACGAGUGUUGGAACAGCCGUGACAACAUACACCGCGGCAGAUGAUGAUUUAUCGCCUCAUGAUGUUGUCUCGUAUGACAUAACAGCAGUAACCAACAGUGGUACCAGUGUAUUCUCUAUAGACUCGACCUCGGGUAGUAUUACGUUAUCCAGCUCUUUGGACUAUGAGACGACCACCAGCUACGUCAUCACAGUGGUGGCUACAGAUGGUGGAGGGACAGCGGCUACGGGUUCCGUCACGGUUUCGGUGACAAAUGUCAACGACAAUUCCCCAAUAUUCUCGCCAUCAGCGUACACAGUGGAGAUAGCAGAGAGCACAUCAGCUUCAGCUACGGUCGUCACAACGACAUGCGCUGAUGCUGACACAUCGGAUACUGUCACAUAUUCUAUCGCGAGUGGAAACACUGAUGGCAAAUUUGCGGUUUCUGCAUCAGGGGAGAUAACUCUUGCAGCAACCAUUGAUUACGAUACGGAGACGACGUUUUAUACACUCACCGUGGAAGCCACAGAUACCAGUACCACGGCCACGGCUACUGUUAAGAUAACAGUCACUGGGACAAACGAGGGGACGCCAACCUUUGCCAGCAACCCGACUGUCUCCCUGGCCGAGAGCUCCAGUGUUGGUACUGCAGUGACGACGUAUGCAGCCACAGAUACGGACGCCUCACCUCACGAUAUUUCCACAUACGCCAUAAGUUCAGUUACCAACACGGGAAGCGCCUUUUUCACUAUUGACGCGACUACUGGGAGUAUAACCUUGGCUAAAACUCUUGACUACGACACAACAACGAGCUACGAAAUCACGGUGACGGCUACUGACGGAGGCGGGCUUGUUACAACAGUGACAACUCUCGCUUGUACAGAUGGCGAUACGGGAGCCAGUUUGGCAUACACAAUCAAUUCUGGAAACGCCGAUUCAUGUUUUAGUCUGGGAAGUGCGACUGGCAUACUUACCACAGCAUGCACCCUAGAUUACGACACCGGAAGUCAGUCGUACAGUUUGGCUGUAGAAGUCAGUGACGGAAGUUUGUCCAGUACUGUUACCGUAGACGUCGUCCUCUCAGCCGAAAAUGACAACAAUCCGUCAUUUGCCUCCAAUCCUACCGUCAGUCUCGCGGAAAGUACGAGUGUUGGAACAGCCGUAACAACAUAUACUGCUUCAGACGGGGACUUGUCGCCACAUGAAAUAGCUUCCUACCAAAUCACAACAGUAACCAACAGUGGUACCAGUGUAUUCUCUAUAGACUCGACCUCGGGUAGUAUUACGUUAUCCAGCUCUUUGGACUAUGAGACGACCACAAGCUAUGUCAUCACAGUGGUGGCUACAGAUGGUGGAGGAACAGCGGCCACCGGUUCAGUUACAGUCUCAGUCACAGAUGUCAAUGAUAACUCACCUAUAUUUUCGCCAUCAGCGUACGAUGUAGAAAUUGCAGAAAGCACGGCAGCUGCUGCAACGGUUGUGACCAUGACAUGCGCAGAUGCCGAUACAGGCGACACAGUCUCCUACUCAAUCGUCAGUGGAAACUCUGCUGGAAAAUUUGCUGUUUCCGCAUCGGGGGAAAUAACAUUAGCGUCAACCAUCGAUUACGAUACGGAGACGACGUUUUAUACACUCACCGUGGAAGCCACAGAUACCAGUACCACGGCCACGGCUACUGUUAAGAUCACUGUCACUGGGACAAACGAGGGGACCCCCACUUUCGCCAGUAACCCGACAGUCUCCCUGGCCGAGAGCUCCAGUGUUAGUACCGCGGUGACGACGUAUGCAGCUACAGAUACGGACGCCUCUCCACAUGAUAUCUCUACAUACGCUAUUACGUCAGUCACAAAUACGGGGAGUCCAUAUUUCUCCAUCGACGGGAGUACUGGCAGUAUCACAUUGGCGCAAUCUCUUGACUACGAGACUACAACGAGCUAUGAGAUAACAGUUACUGCUACUGAUGGAGGUGGACUAGUGGGAACCGGAACAGUUACAGUUUCAGUGACAGAUGUCAACGACAACAUUCCAGUGUGUAGUCCUUCUGCUUACAGCUCAACCGUGUCGGAGUCUUCGUCAACAGGAGACACAGUCACCACACUGGCUUGUAGUGAUGGCGACACAGGUGACACCAUCACUUAUUCUGUGGUCAGUGGAAAUGUUGGCAGCGACUUCGCAAUUUCGUCAGCAGGAGUAGUGACUCUGGCAAACGCACUCGAUUAUGACGCGGGAACUCAGGAGUAUACAAUAUUGUUCGGUGUGUCUGAUGGAACCACCACCUCCACGGCUACCGUAGCAGUUACUGUGGGUGCUGCAAACGAAGCCACGCCCACAUUUGCCUCUAAUCCGUCGACAACACUUGCAGAAGACACUGGAACUGGAACAGCUGUGAUGACCUACACAGCAGUAGAUGCCGAUGCCUCGCCUCAUAACAUCGUCAACUAUGAUAUAACUGCUGUGACAAAUGGUGGCACUAACUAUUUUACAAUUGAUGAAACUUCUGGAAACAUUCAACUGGCUCAAUCUCUUGACUACGAAAGUACUACCAGUUACGAACUGACUGUAGUUGCUACUGAUGGAGGGGGUUCAACGGGUACCGGAACUGUUACCGUAGCUGUCACUGAUGUGAACGACAACACGCCUAUUUGUACACCUUUUGCACAUGUCAUUACAGUUCUUGAAAGUACAGCCACAAGCACGGCCGUGAUCUCUGACCUCGCCUGCUCUGAUGGGGACGCUGGAACCACACUAACGUACACAAUGACACAGAAUCCGGAUAAUAAAUUCGGCGUGACUGUUUCCGGAUCGACCGCUUCCCUUGUUGUCAGUGCUACCCUUGACUACGAGACGACGACAUUUUAUAACUUACAAGUAACAGUUAAAGAUGGCGGUUCACCGGAACUCACGGCAACGGUAACUGUUGAUGUCAACGUAGGAGCUGUUGAUGAGGGCUCUCCUGUAUUUACAAGCUCCGGAACAUAUGCCCUGUCUGCCGGGGAGGACACAGCCGUGGGAUCUACAUUAGUGACCGUUACGGCUACAGACUCUGUAGAUACUGGAGACCCAAUAUCUUAUGCCUUUGUCGCUACCUACUCCAUGUUUGAAUUGGACACGAACGCCGGAACCAUUUUGCUUGUUACGAGCAUGGACUACGAGACGGCAACCAAUCAUCAACUCCUUGUAACCGCGUAUGACGGUACAACUUACGUCACUGCCACCGUCACCAUCACUGUGAAUGACGUCAACGAAGUGGCUGUGUUUGGAUCAUCUACAUAUACACCGACAUUUGCCGAGAACCAAGCCAUAGGAACUACAUUGGUGCAGGUAGCUGCUACAGACGGGGAUGCUAGUACCUUUGGUACGAUAGCCUACUCAAUCUCCUCGGGAGACGGAGCAUCCUACUUCACAAUCGACUCUUCUACUGGAGCAAUAACCGCCUCAGUCGUCAUAGAUUAUGAAGCGAAUCAGUACUUCUCGCUUAUAGUACAGGCGGUGGACGGAGUUCCUGCUUUAACUGCUCAGUGUCUCGUCCAGGUGACCAUGUCAGACGAAAACGACAACACACCCACCUUUAACCCAACAACAUAUACCGUCACGCUGUCUGAGGACUCCGCGGUUUCUACGACCGUGACCACAGUAACUGCUACUGAUGCUGAUUCUGUCAGCAACAAUAAUAAUGUUUUUGUCUACAGCACGACGUCAUCCGUACCGUUUACGGUUGGGACAUCAACUGGAAUAAUAACAACAAAUGCUGUUCUAGACAGGGAAACGACUGCCAGUUACGAGAUGGUGCUCCUAGCGACGGACGGAGGUGCCACUCCGUUGACCGGUACCUCUACGAUAACUAUCUCCCUGAUAGAUGUAAACGACAACGAUCCUAGUAUAUCUGGUACCUAUGACAGCACGAUAGACGAGGACACCGCCGUCAACACCGUCGUAUUCUCAAUCACUGCCACCGAUCUAGACUAUCAAGAAAACAGUCAGUUAAGUUACAGCAUCAAUUCUGGGAAUACUAAUACAGACUUCAAGAUUGAGGUUGGAACAGGAAUAUUACAAACGGCGAAUUCCCUCGACAGAGAAACAACAGCAUCAUAUACAUUGGAGGUCUACGUUGUUGACAAUGGUGCGACUCCUAGAACAGCUAGCGUUACAUGUACUGUAACCAUUGGUGACCUCAAUGAUAAUACUCCAGCAUGGACGGCAGCACCAUACACAUUUGCAGUGGACGAAAAUGUUGCAACUGGUACGAAUGUUGGCACUAUAGCAGCUACGGACGCGGACACCGGGGUCAACUCGGCGAUAAGUUACAGCAUUAUAGGAUACUGGUCGGGUGGUUCAAAUCCUGUAACCAUCGACACUUCAACGGGAGUAAUAACAACAAGCGCUAGUCUCGAUAGAGAGAGUGUCGACACGUACGUUAUAUGGUGCCGUGUCCAGGAUUCUGGAACUCCUGUGCUAUCGUCGGACACUAAUGUUACCAUAACAAUAAACGACCUUAAUGACAAUGACCCGACAUUUGCCAGUACGACCUUUUCCGCCACAGUGACUGAAAAUACUGCUGUUAGCACUUCGAUAACAACAAUGUCUGCUACGGAUGCUGACACGGGCGUCAAUGCAGUCAUUGUGUAUUCUUUCGACACCUCUACAACAGCAGGUGCUAGAGCAGAUCUGUAUCUGACCAUUGGUUCCUCUACAGGCUUAGUAGAAGUAAAAUCCUCGAUUGACCGAGAGGUUGAUGCGACAUUUACUGUAGUAGUUUUGGCUGUAGAUACUGGUACGACACCUCGAACUGGAUCCACAACUCUCACAGUGACAGUAGGAGAUGAAAACGAUAACUCCCCAAUAUUUUCUCCGACCUACUACAACGGGGAGGUUCCGUAUACAGGUUCAUGUAAUCCCACUAUUUUAACACUUACUGCGUCGGACGCGGAUGAAGGUGCCAACGCGCAGUUGUACUAUUACUUCACAACCUCAAACAGUGACUUUACAAUGGACUCCAGCACAGGGGCAGUAACUCGAACGUCAACACUGUCCAGUGGGAAGAUUUACACUGCAUACGCACAUGCACAUGACGGAGGAAGCCCACAGUUAACAACAAGCACCAGCGCCACGAUGAGGAUCGAUGCCUACACACCAUCUCUUGUCGUCAUCUCGUACUACUUAGGGAUAAAUAAAACCUACUAUGAGUCGGUAGAAACUACUUUCAUAAGUCAACUGGAUGCUGUGUACCAAGUGACAUAUUCAUCAGCCUCCGUUAAACGCUGGUGUAUUGUAGAGACAACGGGAAGUUCGAUAAUCGUGCAUAUGUAUGUGUUACAAGACAACACAACUGAUUCAGUGAGCAACAUCGGAUCACAGAAAGUCUUCUUGAGUGCAUCGUCCGCUCAAGGAUUUGUGGCAACAGAUACGGCGGGUACCCCUUCAUCUAGUGUUACAGGGACGUCAUGGGAUACGUAUGCCAUAGAAAAAAUAGUGCUUUACGAGACGACUACUGCCGAAUCUAGCACUCCUUGGAUAGAGACAGCGACUGGCAUCGCAGUAACGACAACAUGUGUUUUAAUUGGAGUGGCAUGCAUCACCAUGACUACGAUUAUGAUCGUCAAAUACUGUCGAGCAAAAAAAGCUGCACAAAAAACAAAUGCACCAAGAGUUGAGAUGACAGAACCAAAUAACAGCAGCAGUAAUAAUAACAACGCAAGUGACAACAACAAAAGCUGGUCUAACAAACCCCGCCCCCCGCCAUAUUCACGUGAAGGACGGAGGGAGCAAGCUAGGGCAGCUGCAGCAGCCUCGGCUUUGACAAGCAAGAACCCAAAUCGGUCAGUUUUCGUGAAUGAACCAGGAGGGGACAUAAAUGCCUGGCAGAAAAAUAGUGAUUUUAUAGUAACUAAUGGGGAGUACGAUGGACGUGCAGUAGAUCCAGCGUCUGGCAAAGUAUAUGAAUAUAACACAAAGACUGAACAAAAGCAGUGGAUUAAAACACGGGGCGGCACUCCAGUAAAAAUCGACAUUGGAAAAACUCCAGAGGGCCUAGAUAUCUGA
This is a messenger RNA of Ylistrum balloti, 9609 nucleotides long. Its product is annotated as protocadherin Fat 4-like. Gene Ontology annotation, cellular component: plasma membrane. Gene Ontology annotation, molecular function: calcium ion binding. Bases 1 to 9609 code for a protein of 3202 amino acids. NCBI's taxonomy places the organism in Eukaryota, Metazoa, Mollusca, Bivalvia, Pectinida, Pectinidae. The transcript has 51 exons. Gene Ontology annotation, biological process: homophilic cell-cell adhesion. The record is from RefSeq and is a predicted model, not a curated record.